CAGUCCACUCUCUUCGGUCUCUUCCGUUUGAAUUGGGGAGCUUGGGUGCUUGUUCUCUCUCGAGGAGCUAAGGUCGUAAAGAAUCGACAACUUGCACCAAUUUUUAAGUUCCAUCUGAUUCUCAGAGACAAAAUUUAAACAUAAAAAAUGACGACCGAAGCCGAGCUCGCUUGCGUUUACUCCGCUUUGAUACUCGUCGACGACGAUAUCGCUGUAACCGGCGAGAAAAUACAAACAAUUCUGAAAGCAGCAAAUGUAAAUGUCGAUUCUUAUUGGCCCGGGCUUUUUGCCAAGGCUUUAGAAGGCAUAAAUGUUAAGGAAUUGAUUACCAAUAUUGGAUCUGGUGUUGGAGCUGCACCUGCAGGAGCAGGUGCUCCUGCUGCUGCAGCACCUGCCAGCACUGAGGCUGCUCCAGCCAAAGAGGAAAAGAAGAAGGAGGAACCAGAAGAAGAGUCGGACGAUGACAUGGGCUUUGGUUUAUUCGACUAAGCUUAAGGAUCGCAUUGGUCCAUUCCUUUUAUAUAUGUACAGUUACAUUGUACAAUAAACAAUGAAACAAUUCGACAA
Messenger RNA from Camponotus floridanus (Florida carpenter ant), 567 nucleotides. RefSeq names its product 60S acidic ribosomal protein P1 (gene RpLP1). The coding region runs from base 148 to 489 and encodes 113 amino acids. Gene Ontology annotation, biological process: cytoplasmic translation; translational elongation. The transcript is spliced from 4 exons. The record is from RefSeq and is a predicted model, not a curated record. Gene Ontology annotation, molecular function: structural constituent of ribosome; protein kinase activator activity; ribonucleoprotein complex binding. Gene Ontology annotation, cellular component: ribosome; cytosolic large ribosomal subunit. NCBI's taxonomy places the organism in Eukaryota, Metazoa, Arthropoda, Insecta, Hymenoptera, Formicidae.